GAAGAAAGAGAAUUACACGCUAGUAGAGUGUACAAGACGUCAUGUUAGGAUUGUGAGCAGUGCUCAUGGGUAUCUAUUUGUUCAUUUAUACAUUUUCCGCAUCUGCCACAAGCUGAAGUAAGAAAAGACGGUAGAGAAGAUGAGGAUCUGUCUCAUAAACGUAACGCUCGCCCCAUUGUUAACUAUGAUCGUACCAUGCUAUCACAUUCAGUGGCACAUUCAUAGACCAUUGAUCUUCCAUUUCCAUCAUCACACGCUACGAAAAGAAGCCAGCGGAAAUGAAGUUAUGGGGACAAACAAAUGGCCCAAGGAGUGGCGUUCUAAUCUGUGUCUCUUGUUUCAGUCAUGGAGCAAUGACCGGACGGCCGGGUCGUGUAUAAAGAUCCUGAGAUAUUCCUGAUUAGUUUCACUGCAGCGUCUUCUAUCGCACUGCAUCCGCUCUUGAUCCUGCAGUCUGCCGUCGAACACUCGGAAAGAAUUCAGUCACCGGAAAUCAAUUGCUCGAACGUCCAAUCAUUAUCAUGUUCUCAAAACUCGCAGUUGCCUCGCUAGGCAUACUCGCGACCUCUAUUCAGUGCAUCGAUGUAACGAUAAAUUCUAUCCUCGAUGGUGAAAUCAAAGUUGCCUCUACCCAGCUCGACAAAAUGAACUUUUUGUUAAACAACAACCUGACGUGGUUUUUUGAUUUCACUACGCAGCCCCACUACACCUAUACGCCAGGUGCCGUGGUCAACUCUGAUGCUGCUACAUUCCCAGCUUCGACUAGUUACGGUAUGACGAUGGCUUUAAUCAACUUGGGACCAUGUGCAAUGUUACCUCCUCAUUACCACCCACGAGGUACGAACUUUGUAGUGGCAGUCGAGGGUGUGACGCAGACGUGGAUGAUUGAGGAAAACGGGGCAAAGGUCGUCAAUCAAACACUGAGGCCAUGGCAGAUGACAAUCUUUCCAAGAGGAAGUAUUCACAGCAUGCAAAAUUUAGGUUGUACUAAGGCUACUCUUGUAUCGGCGCUGAACUCGGAGGAUGCAGGCACACAGAACAUUCUUAAUGGAUUUGCACAAUUGCCACCAGAUAUAAUAGCUGCGGCUUUUGGUAAUCCAGCUGCAGGGAUCAAUCUUCCACCUAUACCAGAAGUAGGUACUGGUAGUAUAAUUGGAUCUGCGGCCUGCCUAGCAGCUUGCAGAGGGAAAAUGUAAUGCGAGCUCUAGUCUUGUUUAAUUGUGAGUGAUCAAUCCCUUCGGAAUCUCACUCGACAUGGCAUUGACUCGCAAUAGAUGUCCUAUUCGUUGUUGUAUUGGAGUGGCGUUUGCGGAUUGAAUGUACAAUACAAUCUGGCGUUUUUAAUUAUUGUUUUGAGGAAACCGUCUA
Molecule: messenger RNA, 1368 nt
Organism: Botrytis cinerea B05.10
Lineage: Eukaryota; Fungi; Ascomycota; Leotiomycetes; Helotiales; Sclerotiniaceae
Exons: 2
Coding region: 522-1196 (224 amino acids)
Cellular component (GO): cell wall
Molecular function (GO): manganese ion binding
Source: RefSeq, a predicted model, not a curated record